This is a messenger RNA of Linum tenue, 672 nucleotides long. The record is from the annotation of a GenBank genome assembly. NCBI's taxonomy places the organism in Eukaryota, Viridiplantae, Streptophyta, Magnoliopsida, Malpighiales, Linaceae.
AUGCACUGUCUCCUCCACUUGCACCACAACGGCCAUUGCCCGCCUCACCUUCCGUUGCUUCUGCAAGGUGUUUUGCCUGUCUUUGCAUCUGUGGCCCUCAUCUGCUCCCGGUUUCUAUCGAUCCUGCUUAUUAAGUUGUCCUUUUUAAACAGCGGAUCUGUCUCUGGGUUUGCAUCACCGGUGCAUGGGCCAAGAACAAGGCCAAGAGAUGCGUUUGUGCCUUGUCCUCCUGCUUCACAGUCCCCAGAUAGGCCUACUGGAGUUUCGCAGACUCCUGUCUGCUCAACAAAGAGCGAUCGAAAGCGCUCAAGAAAAACAACUCCGCGCAAAGCUGAAGCUAAAUCAAGGCCUGAUGAAGUUUCGCAAGCUCCUGUCUGCUCACCAAAGAGCGAUCGGAAGCGGUCAAGGAAAACAACUCCACGCAAAGCCGAGCCUAAAUCAAGAGAAAGCUCGCCGAACCGGGCUCAUUCGAUUAGACGCCGACGGUUGGUUACUCAUUCAGGUCCAGUUGGUGCUCCUGCUGGUCCUGAUGUCAACAUUGACGACACUGGUGAACUGGAUGAUCCAGUUUCGGAUCAGGAUGGAUCGCCAGGCCUCAGCCAGUCAGUGUACAAACCUUAUUCCCGGUUACAGUGCUGCUCGAAAACGUCGCCGUGUGCUGUUGUCUCCUGA